This is a messenger RNA of Morone saxatilis (striped sea-bass), 3619 nucleotides long. Its product is annotated as ephrin-A2-like. NCBI's taxonomy places the organism in Eukaryota, Metazoa, Chordata, Actinopteri, Moronidae. The annotation marks the transcript as partial. Gene Ontology annotation, cellular component: plasma membrane. The transcript is spliced from 3 exons. The record is from RefSeq and is a predicted model, not a curated record. Gene Ontology annotation, biological process: ephrin receptor signaling pathway; axon guidance; osteoclast differentiation. Gene Ontology annotation, molecular function: ephrin receptor binding.
CUUCUCCUCAGCUUCUUUCGGGGCGAGUACAUGGUGGAGGUGGCGAUCAACGACUACCUGGACAUCUACUGUCCACACUACGAGAUGGCGGAGUCCGACGAGCAGAUGGAGCACUACGUGUUGUACAUGGUGACCUACGACGGCUACACGACCUGCGACCACCACAGGAAGGGCUUCAAACGUUGGGAGUGCAACCGGCCGCAGAGCCCCAACGGACCACUCAAGUUCUCCGAGAAGUUCCAGCUGUUCACUCCCUUCAGCCUGGGCUUCGAGUUCAGGCCUGGACACUGAGUACUACACACUGAGUACUACACACUGACGUCUCCACAUCCAAACCUGGCUGGGAAACCGUGUCUGAAGCUGAAGAUCUACGUCAAACCAACCAAUGACUCGGUGUACGAGUCGCCAGCGCCUUUCCUGACAGACGACACCACCGGCGGCUGCGGCCUCGCUCUGCCCCGCCUCUCCCUGCUGUCCGCCAUGUUGCUCGCCCUCUUCCUCAUCCUCCUCUUCGCCUCCUCAUAGCACCCCCUCCUCUUCUCCUGUUCUUCUUCCGGUGGGGCCGAGCUCCGUCCUCCUCCCGUCGCUCUGAGGAGAAAACGACCGGCCAGAGGCAGAAAACAAAUCCAGCUUCCUCUCUCUGACCUCUGACCUUCACCUGAACGACACUCAGCCAAAUCAGAGGAGGUUGAGGUCGGCGGUGGGAGGAGCCUGCUGGUUGGAGGUUUGCUGGGACUCCAUUGACUCCCACGUUAGUCUGAUACAUAAAAUAAUCAUCUGCAUUAUUCAUAUUGAAAUAUUAAUAUAAAAUCCAUCUCAUGCAGAUUUUAAUUCUGCUGCCAAAAUAAUAAAAUUACAAAAACUACAAAUACAUUUUCUACAAAGCCUUUUUUUAAACUGGAAGAAAUAAACCAAACUUAAAGGACCAUUUCAGCAAUUUAACGUUUACGCUACAAAUCAGCAGAGACCCCAAAGUAACACGUUAUUAAUUAUUAUUAUUCCUGGUUCCUUCCACAAACAGCCAAUGAGAUUGCUCCAUUGCAUUUUGGAUUUUUGCAUAAAAUAAUUUCUGUGGUGAACAAAGCUUUAGGAUUAACAACCUUCACUUUAUGAUUUCUGAAGUGCAAUCGGACGAGCUAACGUAGCUUUAAAGAUAAAUGGAACGAGCUGACGUAGCUUUAAACAUUGGGAUGGGACAAGUUAGAAUAGUUUGAGAGCAUAAACACAACGAAGCUUUAAAGACGGACAAGUGAGCAGAUCAGUCUCUGUUUUAAUGUCACUACAACCUCUGUAGUCUCCUUUAGCCGCUUGUUAGCAACCACCUUUUGUAAGACACGUAGAAGCUUCAACAUUGACGGAUUUAUGUCAUAGAAGAAAACUGGAAAAUCUGGUAAGCUUGUGUGAACCACAGAUCGUAUUUCAGACAUCCAACCAAAAAACCCUUUGACUUUGUUAGCUAAAAUGCUAACUCGGUUCAGGGUUUUAGGACAACAAUAAAGAUAGAGUUAAUGUUGUCUGUGAUUAUACAACACAAGCACGUUUCAACAGUCUGCUUGUUGAGUUAAUUAAGUUAAUUGAGUUAAUUAACUCACUGGCUGCCUGUACUUUCAAUAUCUGGCUCAAUAUAUUGUCUUAUUCACAACAUUAAUCAUUUGAAUUAUCUAAAAUCUACAACAGGUUUUGAGACUUUAGGGGUUCAGAAAUAAACAUAAUUUAGAGUUAAGCAGCUAAAACUUACAAACUCACUGAUUUGGUCUUUUUGUGCGAGAUCAAUAAUUAAUAUCAAAUCAAUAAAAACUCAAUAAUCAAUCAUUUAAAUCAGGAAAUAUCUGAAAAGUAUCAGACCAAUCGAUCAGGUAAAGACAUCGAGCAAUUGUAACAUUUCCGCUCAAUCAAACAUCCUUCCAGGUUCUGAGUGAAGGGUUGAAUAUUGAUCCCUGUGGAGUCAGUGGAGUCCGGCUGCAGUCUGAACUCAUCGGGCUGAUUGUGAUCUGGACUCCAUCAGGAUCUGGUCUGAGAGAAGACCAGCAGAAACAGACUCUCUGUUUGUCCUGGAAACAUUCAUUUCACCUCCAGACCUCCUGAUGGUUACAGUCACAGAACUGAGAGAUCCAGGAUCCAUAUCUGAGCAGAUUGUCUUAUAUUUUUAUUACAUAUAUUAUUUUUGUGUAACUUUGACAAAAGCAACUUUAGGGUUAUUUUCAUUAUCAAUCAAUAUAUCCAUUGAUUAUAAACUAUUAAUCAUUUUGCCAACAGCUGUACAAAAUAAGUGAAGUGAGUCUUUUAAAAAGAGUAACUAAACUCUCGUACAGCUUCUUAAACUAAUUAAUUAUUAAUUAUUGAUUAUUAAUUAUUACAUUCUUAGUAGAAGUUCAGCUGUGAUUUGAAAACGACUCAAAUCAUAAUUUUAAAAUAAAACAGGAUGAAUUGUUGAUGGCUCAUUUCUGUGACUGUAAUCAUCAUCAUCAUCUGCAUCUUCAUCUUUAAUAUAAAAAUAAACUCUCUCUCUCUCUCUCAUUCGUUCCCUUUGUCUCUCGCCCACCUGAAACCCUCGUUUCUGUAAAUCUGCCAAAGACUAAACUUUUCUAUCAGUCAUACAGCAGCUACAGGUGAUCCUCUAGGCCCCGCCCACGUCUGCUACAAGAGGGCGGGGUUACGCGAAGGGGAGGAGUCACAACAUUUUUUUUCUAAAUUGUGUUUUGUUGUAAAAAUAAAACGAAUGUUAAUGCGCAAAACAAAAACAAUCAAAAAUGGCCUUUUUCCCUCUGGUGCUGAAUUUUAGAGACUGAUUGUUUUCUGGGGAAACAGUGACACCGUGUGGUCGAGAAGACAUUUUUUUUCUCUUCAUCUCUUCAUACCAUCCGUCCGUCGACACUGACGGACGGGGGCGCGUGUCCUUGUGUGUGGACGAGCAGGGGCAUGCUGGGAAAUGCAGUAUAAAAGGAAGGCACUGUGACGAUGUAGCACUUGGACUCUUUCAGAGAGCAACGGUUGUUUUUACAUUUGUGUUUAAAAAAUGAGAGAAAUUCAUAUAAGAUAUGAAGGAAUCAGUCAGAUGUUUGUUGUUGCUGUUGUUGUUGUUGUUGUUUUUCUCCUUUAUGUUCCUGCUUGCAACACAAUGCAUUCUGGUCCCUGUAGUCCAGUGCUUUCUGGUUCUGUUGAUGAGUUCGGUGGGUUCUUCAUCCUUUUUCUUCAUUGGUUUUCGUGUGGGUAGAAUCUGUUGUUCGUGGCGUAAGAAAAAAGCUAAAGGAAGAAAAAAGUUGUGGUUUUGUUGACGGGAGUGAGACCUCUCUCCGUCUCGCUGUCCCUGAGAGGAAAAUGUUUUUUACAUCCGUCUGCAUAUUCUCUCCUCUGAAAGACAAAACAAUCAGUUUUUGUAUAUUUUCUUAUUGGAUGCUUAUUAUAAAGUUAAAGAAUGCAUUUAUCUGAUUGGCUGAAGAGCUAACGAGGGGUCAGAGGUCGUCGGGCCUCUUCAGGACAUUUCUUUCUGCGCUGCAUGAGCAGAAAAAAUAAAAAUACAUUUAUUGGAUUUACUUUGAAGACAAACUGAGAGAAAAUGUUACAAACUGUUUAAAUCUGUGUUUGAUAAAUUCACCAAUAAAAAAUGUUCCACUAAAAA